This is a messenger RNA of Dipodomys ordii (Ord's kangaroo rat), 1404 nucleotides long. RefSeq names its product complement component 8, beta polypeptide (gene C8b). Gene Ontology annotation, biological process: immune response. Gene Ontology annotation, molecular function: protein binding. The transcript is spliced from 10 exons. The record is from RefSeq and is a predicted model, not a curated record. NCBI's taxonomy places the organism in Eukaryota, Metazoa, Chordata, Mammalia, Rodentia, Heteromyidae. Gene Ontology annotation, cellular component: membrane attack complex. The coding region runs from base 1 to 1404 and encodes 467 amino acids.
AUGAAGAGAGGGAUGUGGGUUUGGAGGGCUCUGGCAGAGGUGUUUCUUCUCAGUGCUUUCCUGGUGUGUCUCAGUUUGCCUGGCUCCAGAGGACAGAUACCGCAUUCUCUUGAGUCAAAUACAGUCAACGGGAGCCUUGCUAGGAGCAGACAGGUGCGGAGUGUGGAUGUUGCCCCAAUGCCUGUUGACUGUGAGCUAUCCAGCUGGUCUUCCUGGACUGCGUGUGACCCUUGUCAGAAGAAGAGGUACAGACACACCUACUUGCUCCGGCCCUCUCAGUUCAAUGGGGAACCCUGCAACUACUCUGACAAGGAAGUGGAAGACUGUGUUACCAGUAGCCCAUGCAGAAGUCAAGUGAGAUGUGAAGGCUUUGUGUGUGCACACACAGGGAGGUGCAUCAAUCGCAGACUCCUUUGCAAUGGGGACAAUGACUGUGGAGACCAGUCUGAUGAGGCAAACUGUAAAAGGAUUUAUAAAAAAUGCCAGCGGGAAAUGGACCAAUAUUGGGCAAUCGGCACUCUGGCGAGUGGGAUAAACCUAUUCACGAACAGUCUGGAGGGUCCAGUCCUGGACCACAGGUAUUAUGCUGGUGGAUGUUCCCCCCAUUACAUCCUGAACACGAGGUUUAGGAAGCCAUACAAUGUGGACAGCUAUACCCCACAGACCCAAGGCAAAAAUGAAUUUACAUUCAUGGAAUAUGAAUCAUACUCAGAUUUCGAGCACAAUGUCACAAAACACGUGACUAGCAAGUCCAGUUUCAGCUUUGGUUUGAAAAUACCCAAAAUAUUUGAAUUUGGCAUUGACGAAGCAAGCAAUGCAGGCAAGCAUUAUAUUAGCAGAAUCAAACGAUUCUCUCAUACUGUAAAUAGAAACAAGAGAAAAACUAUGAUAGAGGACUUGGUGGUCUUGGUACGAGGAGGUGCGAGUGAGCACAUCACCACCUUGGCUUACAAGGAGUUGCCCACAGCUGAGCUGAUGCAGGAGUGGGGAGAUGCUGUGCAGUACAACCCAGCGAUCAUCAAAGUCAAGGCAGAGCCUCUGUAUGAAUUGGUGACAGCCACCGAUUUUGCCUACUCCAGCACUGUGCGGCAGAACAUGAAGCGGGCUCUGGAGGAGUUCCAGAGAGAAGCCAGUGCCUGCCUUUGUGCCCCCUGCCAAGGCAAUGGAGUCCCUGUCCUGAAAGGAUCCCGCUGUGACUGCAUCUGCCCUGUCGGUUUCCAAGGCCUGGCCUGUGAGCUCACCUAUCGUACAGAUGUCCCCAUUGAUGGACAGUGGAAUUGCUGGUCUGACUGGACUCCAUGCUCUGGAGGACGUAAAACAAGACAAAGGCAGUGUACCAAUCCAUCUCCUCAAAAUGGGGGCAGGCCCUGCUCAGGCCCUGCCUCGGAGAUCCUGGACUGCUAA